AUGGAGUCAAGAACCUAUUCAUCGUCGACGUCUUUGGGAGAUCAGUCUCAAUUGAUCUCAAAGGCUUUCGCACAUCAUCAAGGACGACGUUACUCCGUACAACAACGACACGCUCAGAGUCAUGAAGAGUUAUGCCAAAAAGUCGACCAAUUACGAGAACAGCCUUCGAAAUCCACUCAAGAUUUGGAGGCUCAACUCAAUCUUACUAAGGAAUUAAUUGAAGAUAAGAAGGAAAAGAAGAGGAGAGGAUCCAUCUUUGAUCAACAGGUCGAUUCAAAUUCGGAUCGAGUGGUUCUCGUCACUCCUCCUCCCUCUUCUCAAAAACCAAAUAGUGCUCAAUCGAAAUAUUCAUGUUCUGCUGAUGAAUUGAUUCAAAUGCGAAAACAAAAUAGACUUGGAAAGGUAUCGUUGACUACAAUGAAACAUUUAUCGUCAGUAGAUCACCGUAGAAGCAGUGGGUUGUUGGGAGUAAAUACACUGCAUCAUUUAAGGCCUUCAUCAAAUGGAGAUGAUGAGUAA
This is a messenger RNA of Naegleria lovaniensis, 519 nucleotides long. RefSeq lists its product as uncharacterized. The transcript has a single exon. Lineage: Eukaryota; Heterolobosea; Eutetramitea; Acrasida; Naegleriidae. The record is from RefSeq and is a predicted model, not a curated record. The coding region runs from base 1 to 519 and encodes 172 amino acids.